Morus notabilis is the source of this 2389-nucleotide messenger RNA. RefSeq names its product myosin-12. The transcript is spliced from 20 exons. The annotation marks the transcript as partial. The record is from RefSeq and is a predicted model, not a curated record. Gene Ontology annotation, cellular component: actin cytoskeleton; vesicle; myosin complex. NCBI's taxonomy places the organism in Eukaryota, Viridiplantae, Streptophyta, Magnoliopsida, Rosales, Moraceae. Gene Ontology annotation, biological process: vesicle transport along actin filament; actin filament organization. Gene Ontology annotation, molecular function: ATP binding; microfilament motor activity; actin filament binding.
ACCAUUUCUCCUCUCUCUCUCUCUCUCUCUCUCUCUCUGAAUCCAAUUUCUAAGUUUUGAUGAUCAUUUAGAUCUUCAAACAUGGGAACUCCAGUGAACAUCAUAGUUGGAUCACAUGUCUGGGCUGAGGAUCAAGAGGCUGCUUGGAUUGAUGGUGAAGUCACGCAAAUCAAAGGCAGAGAAGCCACCAUUGUUACUACUAAUGGCAAGAAUAUAGUUGCAGAAAUUUCAAGUAUAUAUCCGAAAGACACAGAAGCACCACCAGCAGGUGUUGAUGACAUGACCAAGUUGGCUUACCUCCAUGAACCCGGAGUGCUAUACAAUCUCUCCUGUCGAUUUUCUCUCAACGAGAUAUACACUUACACCGGAAACAUUCUAAUUGCGGUGAAUCCCUUCCGAAGACUUCCACAUUUGUAUGAUGUCCACAUGAUGGAGCAGUACAAGGGAGCUGCUUUCGGGGAGCUAAGUCCGCAUCUUUUCGCUGUCGCGGACACAUGCUACAGGGCAAUGAUAAAUGAGAAAGGAAGUCAAUCCAUUUUGGUAAGUGGAGAAAGUGGAGCUGGUAAAACAGAAACAACAAAAAUGCUUAUGAGAUAUCUUGCAUUCAUGGGGGGCAGAACAGGCACUGAAGGAAGGACAGUUGAACAACAAGUUUUAGAGUCCAAUCCAGUACUAGAAGCUUUUGGAAAUGCCAAGACAGUAAAAAACAACAAUUCAAGUCGUUUCGGGAAAUUCGUCGAGAUUCAAUUUGACAAGUAUGGCAAGAUCUCCGGGGCUGCUAUUCGCACAUAUCUUCUCGAAAGGUCGCGUGUUUGUCAAGUGUCCGAUCCGGAGAGAAACUACCAUUGUUUUUACAUGCUUUGUGCAGCACCACCAGAGGAUGUCAAGAAGUUCAAGUUAGGGGAUCCAAGACAAUUUCACUAUCUUAAUCAGUCCAGUUGUUAUGAAGUGGCAAAUGUUGAUGAUGCAAGGGAGUAUUUGGAAACCAGAAAUGCCAUGGAUAUUGUAGGGAUCAGUCAAGAAGAACAGGAGGCUAUAUUUAGAGUGGUGGCUGCAAUCCUUCAUCUUGGAAACAUUGACUUCAUCAAAGGGAAAGAUGUCGAUUCUUCGAAAUUGAAAGAUGAUAAAUCACUGAACCAUCUCAAAACAGCAGCAGAGCUACUCAAGUGUGAUGAGACGUCGCUGGAAGCCUCGCUUUGCAAGCGUGUCAUAGUGACGCCUGACGGCAAUAUUACAAAACCAUUAGACCCGGCGGCUGCUGCCUUAAAUCGUGAUGCCUUGGCAAAAACCAUUUACUCUAGACUAUUUGAUUGGAUUGUUGACAAGAUAAACAGCUCAAUUGGUCAAGAUCCAAAUGCAGAAAGCUUAAUUGGAGUCCUUGAUAUAUAUGGCUUUGAAAGCUUCAAGAUAAACAGUUUUGAGCAGCUGUGUAUCAACCUCACAAAUGAAAAGUUACAACAACAUUUCAAUCAGCAUGUAUUCAAAAUGGAGCAAGAAGAAUACACAAAAGAAGAAAUAAACUGGAGCUAUGUGGAAUUUGUGGAUAACCAGGAUGUUUUAGAUCUUAUUGAGAAGAAACCUGGUGGCAUAAUUGCCCUUCUUGAUGAGGCUUGUAUGUUUCCCAAGUCAACCCAUGAGACAUUCGCACAGAAGAUGUAUCAGAUUUAUAAAGCGCACAAGCGUUUCAGCAAGCCAAAACUUGCUCGAACGGACUUCACAAUCAACCAUUAUGCCGGAGAUGUCACGUACCAAGCAGAUUACUUUCUUGAUAAAAACAAGGAUUAUGUAGUGGCAGAACAUCAAGCUCUACUAGAUGCCUCCAAGUGCUCAUUUGUUGCAAAUCUAUUCCCUCAACUGCCUGAAGAGUCAUCAAAACAAUCGAAAUUCUCUUCCAUAGGCACCCGCUUCAAGCAACAACUUCAGUCUUUAAUGGAAACACUGAACACAACCGAGCCACAUUACAUCAGAUGUGUGAAGCCCAACACAGUUUUGAAGCCUGGAAUUUUUGAGAACUUCAAUGUCUUAAACCAAUUGAGAUGUGGAGGUGUUCUAGAGGCAAUUAGGAUUAGUUGCGCUGGAUAUCCAACAAAAAGAACGUUCGAUGAGUUUCUCGACCGUUUUGGAAUGCUGGCUCCUGAUGUUCUUGACGGGUCUGAUGAGAAAUCAGCAUGUAUAGCUAUUUGUGACAGAAUGGGAUUAAAGGGAUAUCAGAUUGGGAAGACAAAGGUAUUUCUGCGAGCUGGACAAAUGGCCGAGCUAGAUGCACGAAGAACCGAAAUCUUGGCUAAUGCGGCACGACUCUUACAAAGGCAGAUCCGAACGCAUCUAACCAGAAAAGUGUUCAUUGCCCAGAAAAGAGCUGCAAUUGAUAUGCAGAAAUAUUGGAGAG